UCCACGUGACGAGGACAAACAGGAAGUGUAGCUGACCGCAUAAAUUGCCAUUUAAUUUUUACAGGUAAAGACAAAAACAAGACUUACUAUGUAGAUUAUGUAGCACAAGACAACGGAUCGUCGGUAUGAGGAGGAUGGAAGAAAGAUGGGACCAUGAAGGUAACAUGAAAAAUCAAGCAAAAUGUCGAGUUCAGAGGAGACUUUCUCUGUUUAACUGGAGAACAGAGUACAUUAUUAUAAAAGUAUCGUUAGGCACAAUGUCUAAGUGGAAAUGAGUAAUUUUUUUGUAAAAGUGAAUUUGCUAAUUUGCUAUUUAGGUUACAGCAACCUUUCUCAAACUACACAAGAAACUCGUGGUAACCAGAAGUUGCUUCUUCGCUCUCUUGUUUUGAAAUAGGCGUGUAUCUGCUUAAAACGACUGGCAUAGUAAUUAAUCACUGUAGUUUUCAGUUCAAUAUAAAGCGUGUCAGCCUUUUCAGCCUUUGUUAGUUCUUAAUGUUGUGGUAUGUCUGGGCAGAUUCUUGUGACUAUGGUUAAUUGAGUUGUUAAUACAGAAAUUUCUUAUUCCAUGUGAUUGAUGACUGAGGAGUUGUGGCUUUAUGGGGCAACAGUACAUUUUUUCUGUCCUAAUUGCAAAUCUGUUCUCUUUUAGGGCACAGUGUAUGCAGUAUUAGCCACACACUUUACUGAAACCCAAAUCACAUGGUUUCCCCAGUCUCAGGCUUUGCUGUGAUUAAUGAACUCAGCCAAUAUGUGAGCAUGAAUCCUGUGUUUAAGCUGUAAACAUGGAUAACAGUAUGUCCACGGCAGAGUGUGAGGGCCAGUCUUUGACAGAAGAAGACUUUAUGGACGAGUGGCUGUUCCUGUCCUCAGAGUCUGCCUCACCUCCCAGCCUGAGUGUGGGCCAAACAGAGGAGCCAGAGACAGACCGAAGGAAACUCAAGUCUAAAUUGCUCUCAGCAUGGAACAGCCUCAAAUAUGUAUCUCCUUGGUCACUCAAACAGAAAUCCAAAUUCAAGAAAAGUUCACCAGUGAUUAUGCUUGGGAAGACAUAUGAGCUGACACAUCCAGGUGACAGGGAGCACUUUCGUUGUUCGUUCUUGUCUUUGCUGUGGUUCACCUACAGAAGAGGCUUUCCUCCUCUCCCUGGCUGUGGCCUUUCCACUGACAGUGGCUGGGGCUGUAUGCUCAGGACUGGACAAAUGCUGCUCGCUCAGGGAAUAGUGUUACACAAGCUGCCUCCAGACUGGUCUUGGACUCCCAGCCUCCACUCAGUAAAAGACGAUAUGGACCUCCAGGAUGGCCACCCUUCAGUUGGCUCAGACCAGAGACACAGAAACAGUAAACUGGGUCGACAGUUGAGCCUGGGGUCCCUGCUAGACAGACCCAUGGAGGUCACUCACAGGAGGGUGGUGUCCUGGUUUGCAGACCUCCUGUCUGCUCCAUUCGGGAUACAUACACUGGUGGAUCUGGGGAAGAGCUCAGGAAAGAAGGCAGGGGACUGGUAUGGACCCUCCAUAGUGGCACAUAUACUCAGGAAAGCUGUGACUAAAUCCCCAGAUCUUCCCAGACUCUCUGUGUAUGUUGCACAAGAUUGCACUGUCUACAAAGAGGAUGUGAGCAGUUUGUGUGAGUGGCCUGGCUCCAACAGUGCCACCUUCUGGACAUCUGUCAUCAUCUUGGUUCCUGUACGGCUUGGGGGACAAGAACUCAACCCCAACUACAUCUCCUGUGUUAAAAAACUGCUCGGUUUGCACUGCUGCAUUGGAAUUAUUGGGGGGAAGCCGAAGCACUCGCUGUUUUUUGUUGGCUAUCAAGAUAACUAUUUGCUGUAUCUGGACCCUCACUACUGUCAGCCCACCGUGGAUGUGAGAAAGAGCAACUUUCCCUUAGAGUCGUUUCACUGUAAACACCCAAAGAAGAUUCCCUUUUCUCAAAUGGACCCCAGCUGUGCAAUAGGAUUCUAUGCCAAAGAUCAGAAUGACUUUGAAACACUCUGCAAAGAUGUCACUGAGGCUCUGCUCACAUCCACUGACACAUAUCCCAUGUUCAUUUUCGAGGAGGGCCCUGGUCCACAGGAGGAAACUGGCAGCAUGUCCACUAACCUCACUUACAUCCAGAGGAAGAGCUCGAGGAAGAGAAUGCCCACCACCAGCAGCAUGGACGAAUUUGUUCUACUCUAACUCUAUGUACACUACCAUGUUUUAAAGAUUUUUUCUAUUUCUAUUUAUUGUUUUAUAAGGGGCUUAUUUAAUUUAUAGUAGCAGAACAACACUACAGGUCAGGUGGGUGUGAGCCCAUAUACAAACAUAUAACUAUAAUUUAAUAAUGGUUCAUGUAAAACCUGCUACAGUCCAGGAUGCACACUGCAGUCAUGUGACACGAUGUGCCCUCACAUGAGCUUAAUCUGUGUGAAUGGAUUAGAAAACGGGAUUUCUGUAAACAUGUGACUGACUCCAGGCAAACUCUGGAGCACAAUAUGAGGCAGGUACCUGAGACCUCAAAAUGAUUUAUUCUCUGCUGAAUUAUUAUUUUAAAGUGAAUUUAAUGAAUCUGUUCUGACUAGAAAUCAACUGAUGUCAUUUUUUUUUGUUUAAUAAAGGGUUUGUGGGAAAAGAA
Messenger RNA from Boleophthalmus pectinirostris (great blue-spotted mudskipper), 2619 nucleotides. Its product is annotated as cysteine protease atg4da-like. Lineage: Eukaryota; Metazoa; Chordata; Actinopteri; Gobiiformes; Gobiidae. Bases 786 to 2183 code for a protein of 465 amino acids. Gene Ontology annotation, molecular function: protein-phosphatidylethanolamide deconjugating activity. The transcript has 11 exons. The record is from RefSeq and is a predicted model, not a curated record.